AGUGAGCAAAACUACCCUAUCCUGGGAGACCGUCUUGAUCACGACAACCAUGCAAUUCACUGAGAUGGAGGAGAGCCUGCUCACUAGCCUAGGUUGCCCAUUGCUGAUUUAAGAAGCCAAUACACUUCUAGAUAACAACUUGUCUCCUCAUGACUCAAACCCUCUUUGGGCACUUGUGUGUUAGUGGGUAGGGAGCUGCUGUAUUUCCAGCUGUUUUGAUGGAAUUUUUGGACUUGGAUUGGGAACGCAGCGGUAUUUUCAGCUGGCUGCAGAAACGAAUAAUGUUAGGUCUCUUCCCCAAAAACUUAAAAAAUGAAUGGUCCUGUAGCACCUUAGAGACUAACCAAAAAUACAGAUAGUAUCAUGGCACAACAAAAGCUCAUGAUACUAACUAUAUUUUUGGUUAGCGUCUAAGGUACUACACGACCAUUUGUUGGUUUUUAAAGUUUUUUAUUUUAUUUUUUUUAGUUACAGACUAAAACGGCUACCCCUCUGACAUCAUUAGCUAUCUCAGUGUGUUGUGAGAAUAAUACAAAUCUGUAGAUCCAUGUAAAAAAAUAAUGGCUGCCUGAAUUUUUUUUUUUUUUUUUUGGCAAUUGGCAAAUCCAUUUAAAAGAAAACAGCCAGUCUGGUCAUAUACUGGCUAAGUGGUAACCACACUAGGAAGUCUAGGGUCCAUGCAUGUGUAGAUGGGGUGCAGGAUCUUUUGGCCUGGGCUGGGACAUGCAAGGAAUUGGGGAGAUAAUCAGGAUUCCUAGCAUAGGAAACAGCAAAGUGAACCUGUUUGACUGGAGGAUGUGGGUGCAUCUCACAUUGCCUAUUGACUGACACCUGCAUAUCCCUGCCCUGUGAGGUGGGGUUAGCAAGUCCCAGGAGGGUGUAGGCAGAGGCAUUUCAACAAAGUUUUCCGCACAGAGCUGCAAAUCUCACCAGAGAGAUGUCUAGACACAUCUUGGGAUCAGCUAGGCUAUGUCAACCUGCAGCUGGCCAAAACAAACUGGAAACCAAAUGUAGCUGGAGCCAUGUUUGAAUGGUGUUUAGAUUCUGCUUCAGCACAGGGUUCAAAGCCCAGCACCUAAGGGUCAGCUAUUCAGAAGCUGCUGGGAAGAUGACGAACAUCAGUGACCUGCCCGAAGAUCUCCUGCUAGAACUCCUUUCCCUGGUCCCCGCCCGGCAGCUGAUCUGUAACUGCCGGCUCGUCUGUGUCCUGUGGCGGGAUGUGGUCAACUUACCCACUCUGUGGAAACGCAAGUGCCAGCGGGAGGGCUUUAGUCAGAAGUGGAACAGGAAUAUCUUGGACUGGAAGACCUUCUACUUCCUCUGCAGCCUGAAGAAAAACUUACUCAAAAAUCCUUGUGCUGAAGAGAGCUUUCAGUUCUGGAAACUGGACUCCAACGAGGGAGACGAAUGGAAGGUUGAGGACCUGCCUGGGGAACAUGGGACAGACUUUCCCAGCCAACAAGUGCACAAGUACUUUGUCACCUCGUAUGGGUCAUGUCUAAAGUCUCAGCUCAUUAACCUAAAGGAAGAGGGUUACUGGGAUCAGGUGAUGGAUGAAGUACGGCCUGAUAUUACAGUCAGGGAUUGGUAUGCUGCCAGGUUUGACUGUGGGUGCCGUUAUGAACUCUGCGUGCGGCUGCUCUCUGCAGACUACAUUGUCCUUCAUGAGUUCUGUCCGCAACCAGUAGUCAUGGAGCAGUGGAGUGAUGCAGAGUGGAGAGAGAUCUCUCACACUUUCCGGAACUACAAGGCUGGAGUUCGUUACAUCUUCUUCCAACACGGCGGACAGGACACUCAGUAUUGGGCAGGAUGGUAUGGGUGCAGAGUGACUAACAGCAGCAUCACCAUUGAGCCAGGGACGUCCGCGUAGAGGUUCCAUGGGGAAGACUCAGUCUCUGGAACCAAAGGUCGCUCGUCGCCCUUCAGUUAAUCUGGGUGAAUUCUGCCAGUUCAGACUUUGUUUGGUAUCAGAUUUGGUUUGUUUGUUUGGGGGUUUUUUUUUUUUUUUUUUUGCUGUCCUUUUGUGACUCUGUUUCCAUACUCUGGCUGACAAGCGAGCUCUCAGGAGUGGCAGCCAGCCUCCUACAAGCUCUGCCCUCUGAAAUGGCUCUUUUCCCCCAUGCUUUCUUUGCCAGGCCAAGCUGCAGAGUAUCUCUCCCAGGGCAGAGAGUGUGCUGCAGGGCCUAGGAAUCUGCCUCUUCUAAAGUACGUGGGCUUGGCUGUAGCACAAGGAUGUCAGAAAUGGGGACUGAUGUCAGAAAUGGGGACUCCUGCAGCAUUUUAAAGGAGACCUUCAAAGGGGCGGAGAUUAGGAAGUGAGGAUUGUGCCUGUGGGUUUCUGUAGAACAGCUGAGAGGUGUAAAAACCUAGUGAGCUUGGGAGGUUGAAACAGGGGGUUCUAACUCAGCAUCCUGUCACUCUGCCCCCCCAUUCAUGCUAAUUGAGCUGGAAUUGAAAGACAGGCUGUUGGCAGAGGAAGCCAGUUAUUGGAGUAAGGGAAAGCUAAGGGGCUUGGUGCAUAGAAGUAUCUCCAGAAGUGAGAGCUGCUAUCAGCUGAAAGGAAGGAAGAGGGGGAUCCCGGAGGAAGGCAGAAGUAGGCAGGACUGGCUAAUGUGACUACUAUUGUGCUCUGACCCAGAAGCAAAGGGUGAUGCUACCAACUCUCUGCAAACCUCAGGGGUGGUGAAGGAGAGCUGGAGUGGGUGUGGUUUGCCGUUAAGGGCUGCAGGAACUCACCAGGGACCACUUGCGGGCAGGGACUUUUGUUGUUUUACCUGCUUUAGGAUCAGGAUUUUCAGGUCCUUUGAGAGCAGCAUUUUGCUUGGACAUAAAUAUUGCUUCUCUCACCUUUGGGUUUAGGGCUGUUGUGAACCUUUCGAGAGCUUGGCCAACGGUCCGUGGUUUUGGUUGUUAGAGACAUGAACAAGUUCUCAAUGGUCUGAAUUAAACUGCUUUCUUGGAAUCGCUAGUCAAACAUAUGGGUUCUCCAGGCACCUAUAGAAGCUUCCCUAGAAAAUAAUGUGAGACUCCAAAGUGUAGCAUGUAAAGCAAGUGACAAAAAAGUUGCCAGGCCUCCUUUAUAUGCUGAAAACAAAACCACCUCCUCAAGCCCAUGUCACCGCUCCCCCCUUCUUACAGUGUGAAAAAAUCUCUCUCUGAUUUCAACCCUGGGUGUCUGGGAUAGCUACAGAUUGACUAAAUGUAGCGGGGCUGAUGGCACCAGGCUGUAGCUUUUCCUGUACACUGGGGCCUCACUGCUUUAGUGUGUGGCUAAAAAGAAGGGUCCUGGGGCAUCAUAGCACCAAGGAAAGGAAGUGCGGCAGAGAGGAGUGAGUUUUCUUUACACCUGAAGUGCUUGUGCUACUGGCUGGCUAACAGGAAUCAAUAAAGUGAAAUUUGGAAAUCUGCA
Messenger RNA from Pelodiscus sinensis (Chinese soft-shelled turtle), 3409 nucleotides. The record is from RefSeq and is a predicted model, not a curated record. Lineage: Eukaryota; Metazoa; Chordata; Testudines; Trionychidae.